This is a messenger RNA of Ilex paraguariensis (yerba mate), 984 nucleotides long. The record is from the annotation of a GenBank genome assembly. Lineage: Eukaryota; Viridiplantae; Streptophyta; Magnoliopsida; Aquifoliales; Aquifoliaceae.
AUGAAAGGAGAAUAUGUAGAAGAAAGAGAUCACCCCAACAUGUUUGCUAAGCUCCAUCAAACACAGAACUACCCACAACCACCUCUACACCACCACCACCACCACCAAACUCAACUCUUCCAAGCCACGCGAGAAUGUCAAACCUCCGAAGAAGCAGACAGUCGCAGCCCCUCCACCACCACAGCCACCAAAAAAGAACUCAUCACCACCGCGAACGAUGGAGCCACCAUCGAGGUAGUCCGCCGUCCUCGUGGCCGGCCACCGGGUUCCAAAAAUAAACCAAAGCCACCCGUCGUCAUCACUCGCGAAUCAGAGCCUUCCAUGAGUCCCUAUGUCCUCGAAUUACCUGGGGGGGUUGACAUUGUUGAUUCGAUUACUAGAUACUGUAGAAAACGUAACAUGGGUCUUUGUAUUCUCUCCGGUUCCGGCACAGUCGCUAACGUCACGCUCCGUCAACCGUCGACGACCCCAGGAGCCACCGUUACAUUCCAUGGCCGAUUCGAUUUACUAUCCUUAUCAGCCACUGUAUUACCAACCCAGAUGACAUCAGUGAUUCCGGCGACUGUAGCCAAUGGAUUCACUAUAUCUCUGGCCGGACCUCAGGGUCAGGUGGUUGGAGGGAACGUCGUCGGAUCACUGAUGGCAGCCGGAACGGUGUAUGUGAUUGCGGCCUCGUUUAAUAAUCCAUCUUAUCAUCGGUUGCCGGUGGAAGAGGAGAUAACGAAUACUGGGUCGGGUGGGAAUGAGGGACACCAGUCGCCGCCAGCGGUUUCUGGGGGUGGAGAUUGUAGGCAUCCGCCGUCUGCGGCUGAGUCUUGUGGGAUGGCUAUGUAUAGCUGUCACUUGCCUUCUGAUGUGAUUUGGGCACCCACUGCUAGACCUCCACCACCCUACUGAAAAUGGGUUUGGUUAGUUUUCUGGUUCCUGUUCUCUCUCAUGUUACUGUGAAAAUCUCUUUUGAGUUUCUUGUUAUCAGUAAUUUAC